UAUUUAAAGCACAAAAUGUUUGUGCUUGUCAUUGCCUAUCUCUAUAUCCCUGCUUCUAGUGCUCUUCCUUGUCAUCCAACUUGGUGUGGUGUAUGCUAUUCAUCAUCAUCAUCAUCUAAGAUGCAGAGAAAUUUCAUGAGGCUGCUGAUGUUCUUUCUGUGUUUCUCAUAUGUUCUCUCUGUCUCUGCUAUUCCUGCAACAAGAACCCAAAAUUUGAAAGGUGAAGAAGAAGAAGAUUUUUCAGCCCUGCCUUCUUUAACUAGGGUGGAUCAUGCACUUGGAAAUGGUGAGGUGGUGCUCAUAGACAUGAAUGAAGGAUUCAUAGAGAGGAGGGUUGAUUUGGAAACCCAAGACUAUGAAGGGACUGGAGCAAAUAAAGAUCAUGAUCCAAAAUCCCCCGGAGGACCUUAAUUAAUUAAUUAACCUUAAUCCCAAAAACGACAAAGUGCUUUACCUUAGUUGCACCCGAAAAUGUAAUAGAGGAUCUAUAUGUAUCUAUUUUUAUAUGUUUAGGUCUUCUCUUGUAUAAUCAAAGAUACGGUUUGCUUUCCUUUAUUUAUUUAUAUAUUUCUGUUUGCUUGUUCAAAUUAAUUGUCUGGUGAUGUUACUCAAAAGUUAUAUAUAUAACAUUAUAGCCACAUAUACAACUAGUAUAUUUUUCUCU
Messenger RNA from Glycine soja, 664 nucleotides. RefSeq lists its product as uncharacterized. The transcript is spliced from 3 exons. NCBI's taxonomy places the organism in Eukaryota, Viridiplantae, Streptophyta, Magnoliopsida, Fabales, Fabaceae. The record is from RefSeq and is a predicted model, not a curated record. The coding region runs from base 16 to 411 and encodes 131 amino acids.